Molecule: messenger RNA, 8488 nt
Organism: Salvelinus fontinalis (brook trout)
Lineage: Eukaryota; Metazoa; Chordata; Actinopteri; Salmoniformes; Salmonidae
Product: basement membrane-specific heparan sulfate proteoglycan core protein-like
Exons: 28
Coding region: 79-4587 (1502 amino acids)
Biological process (GO): cell surface receptor signaling pathway
Molecular function (GO): transmembrane signaling receptor activity
Source: RefSeq, a predicted model, not a curated record
CUAAUCCAUCUGUCGUCAUAUAGGAAGUAGAGGGGUUUGUCAGAAGAACUGUAGUUCAGAGAUCAUCAUCAGGACAGAAUGGAGCACACCUUGCUCUGUGUGUUACUCUUGCUGAAUACACACAUCAACUCUGGACAAUCUGAAGAUGAUGAUGGAGUGGUGACGGCUGUUCUGACCAUACACCCCAACACCUCCCAGAUAUUCAGUGGAGAGUGUGUCACUCUCAGAUGUGUCAUACAGGGGGGAGGAGUCACUGACUGGGAGUACACAUGGUUAACACCCAGUCCAGAUCAAUGUCCACAGAAAGAACAUGAAUGUAUUAUCAGUGCAGCUGAGUUUUCCCACAGUGGUGACUACAGUUGUCUGGGUUUACAUCAGCAGCAGGAUUCUAAACGGAGUGAUGCAGUCACACUGACAGUGACACCUCUGCCCAAAGCUUCACUGACUGUAGAACCAAACCCUGUGUUCCCUGGAGAGACAGUUACUCUGAUGUGUUCAGUAGGGUCUGACAGUAUCUGGAACUAUCAGUGGUACAAAGACAGGAAUGAUAAUGUAGUAUCCCAGUCUGUCAGACACACUAUAACAGGAGACACCCUCACCAUCAGUAGAGCUGCUGAGUCUGACCAGGGUCUCUACUGGUGUCAGGGAGAGAUCCAGUCCAGAUCCAUAUCAAUCAUCAGUGAUCUUGUCACCAUCACUAUGAAUGCUCUGCCUGUGGCCUCAGUGAGUGUCUCUCCUCAGGGUCUCCUCUACUCUGGAGAGACAGUCAGUCUGCAGUGUGUCAUACCAGGCUACACAGACUGGAGGUACUACUGGUACAAAAACAACCAACACCUUCCUGAUGAGACCAGUAAAGUCAUCGAUAUCACCAUCCACACCACUCAGACUGGUCUGGUUGGUCAGUACAGAUGUGAGGGGACGAGGACAGAUCAGCCGCAGAGGUCACAACCCAGUGAUGACAUCACUAUCAGUGUCACUGCUCAGCCCAAAGCUACACUGACUGUAAAACCCAACCCUGUGUUCCCUGGAGAGACAGUCACUCUAAUGUGUUCAGUAGGGUCUGACAGUAUCUGUAACUAUCAGUGGUACAAAGACAGGAAUUAUAAUGUAUUAUCCCAGUCUGAGAGACACACUAUAACAGGAGACACCCUCACCAUCAGUAGAGCUGCUGAGUCUGACCAGGGUCUCUACUGGUGUCAGGGAGAGAUCCAGUCCAGAUCCAUAUCAAUCAUCAGUGAUCUUGUCACCAUCACUAUGAAUGCUCUGCCCAGAGCCUCAGUGAGUAUCUCUCCUCAGUUUGUCCUUUACCCUGGAGAUACAGUCACUCUGCAGUGUGACAUAUCAGACUACACAGACUGGACGUACCACUGGUUUAAAGACAACCAACUGCUUCCCAGUCCGACCAGAAAAACCAUCACCUUCUCUCUCCUUGACAAGGCUGGUCAGUUCGAGUGUGUUGGGACGAGGGGAGGUCGGCCCCAGGAGUCAUAUCCCAGCUUUUCUCUCCCCAUCAUCAUCACUGCUCUGCCCAAAGCUACACUGACUGUAAAACCAAACCCUGUGUUCCCUGGAGAGACAGUUACUCUGACGUGUUCAGUAGGGUCUGACAGUAGCUGGAACUAUCAGUGGUUCAAAGACAGGAAUUAUAAUGUAGUAUCCCAGUCUGUCAGACACACUAUAACAGGAGACACUCUCACCAUCAGUAGAGUUACUGAGUCUGACCAGGGUCUCUACUGGUGUCAGGGAGAGAUCCAGUCCAGAUCCAUAUCAUCAAUCAUCAGUGAUCCUGUCACUAUUACCCUGAAUGCUCUGCCCACCGCCUCAGUGAAGAUAGCCACUCCACAGGGUCUCCUCUACCCUGGAGAGACAGUCACUCUGCAGUGUGACAUAUCAGACUACACAGCCUGGACGUACCGCUGGUUCAGAUACAAUAAAGAGCUUCCCAUUCAGACCAGAAAAACCAUCACCAUCUCUCUCCCUGACCAGGCUGGUCAGUACAGGUGUGUUGGGACGAGGAGAGGUCGGCCCCAGAUGUCAUAUUCCAGCUCAGCUCUCCCCAUCAUCGUCACUGCUCUGCCCAAAGCUACACUGACUGUAAAACCCAACCCUGUGUUCCCCGGAGAGACAGUUACUCUGACGUGUUCUGUAGGGUCUGACAGUAUCUGGAGCUAUCAGUGGUACAAAGACAGGAAUGAUAAUGUAGUAUCCCAGUCUGGUUACAGUAACAUUGGAGUCUCUCACACCAUCAGUAGAGCUGAUGUGUCUGACCAGGGUCAGUACUGGUGUGAAGGGAACAGAGUAUCUAGACCCACAUCUUCACAACCUAGUAAUGCUAUUACUCUCACUGUAAAAGAUAAUCGUCCGACAGCUACACUGAGUUCUGACAAAGAGGACAUAUUCACAGGAGACAGUGUGACACUGAGCUGUACUGUAGAGUCUUCUGGAUGGAAGUUUUACUGGUACAGACACAGACCAGACUCUACACCAGUAACCACAACCUCUGGAUACUCCUACACACUCAGCUGGGUCAGUGUCUCUGAUGGAGGACAGUACUGGUGCAGAGCUGGGAGAGGAGACUCAGUCUACUACACCCUGUACAGUGACCCAGUCCAGAUAAACAUUACUGAGAGACCUGUUGCUGUUCUGGUCCUCCAACCCAACUGGACCCAGAUAUUCAUUAAAGAGACUGUUACUAUGAGAUGUGACAUACAGGGAGGAGGAGACUCUGACUGGAACUACAGAUGGUAUAAGAAUAGUCAGUUAGUGAUCCCCUUUAGCACAAAGCCUGAGUACAGAAUCAGUCCUGUCUACAGGUCUAACAGUGGUUCAUAUACCUGUGUGGGUGUAAAGGGCAACAAGAUCUCCAAGACCAGUGAAGCUGUACAACUGACCGUGUCUGAUCAACCUCAACCUGUCCUGAGUAUCUCUCCUCAGUGGCUGAACCCUGGAGACUCAGUGACUCUGAGCUGUGAAGUUGACAAGACGUCUACAGGCUGGAGGUUCUCCUGGUACAGGACUGUUCCCUACAGAGCUGGGUUACCCUCCCUAUCAGACAAGUCUUACUCUCUACAGCCCCUAUCUGACAAUCGGACUAGUGAAGACUCCUACACUCUGAUCCCUGCUGGUCCUACUCCCACAGGAGGAUAUGUGUGUAGAGCUGGGAGAGGAGACCCAGUCUAUGAUACACUCUACAGUGAACCUCAGUUUCUCUGGUCAGGAGAUCUGCAGCCUUCAGUGUCUCUUACAGUAAAUCCCAACAGAACUCAGCAUUUUAGAUCAAAGUCUCUCUCACUGAGCUGUGAGGAGAAGGGAAACUCUACUGGAUGGAGACUGAUGAGAUACACAGAGAGAGGAGUAGAGUCAGGGUGUGUCUCUAACUGGGGAUCAAUAACAGGGUCUACAUGUACCAUCAGCUACACAUACACAUGGUACAGUGGAGUGUUCUGGUGUGAGUCUGGAUCAGGAGAGUACAGUAAUGCUGUCAACAUCACAGUAAAUGAUGGUGAUGUGAUCCUGGAGAGCCCUGUCCAUCCCGUGACUGAAAGAGACUCUGUGACUCUGUGCUGUAAAUACCGGACAAUCAGAUCAAACUUCAAGGCUGAUUUCUACAAAGACGGAGUACUCAUCAAGAAUGAGACCACAGGAGAGAUGACCAUCCCUACAGUAUCCAAGUCAGAUGAAGGAUUCUAUAAGUGUAAAUCUGGUGAAGGAGAAUCACCAGAUAGCUGGGUGACAGUAAGAGUCUCUCCAGUCGUAUCUCCUGGGUCCUCUACAUCAGUCCUAGUAGGAGUGGUUGUGGGUCUGCUUGUUGCUGGUGUCAUACUGGUCAUUAUCCUGGUCCUGCUGGUGAGAUAUCAAAACAGAAAAGGUUCCUGUUUCAACAGAAUAUUCUGGCCCCCUCAGCCCCAGAGAACCAACCAGGACCCCCAACAGGACCAAGGAUCUGGGUAUACACAUCAGCAGCAUGGUGACGCUAACAUCUAUGAUACGAUCAAUUCCUCAGACAACAAUGAUAAUGAUGCUGCUGGUGCUUCUGCUGCUGGACCAAGUCAUGUGACUUACGCCCAGAUUCAACUGAAAAAGUUGGACAAGAAAAAGAAAGAAAAGCUAGCUGAUCCAGCUAAAAAUCCAGUCUACUCUGUGGUGAAAACAGGGAAAGCGACAGCAGCAGCUGGACCUGUUGAUGUCACCUAUGCUGCGGUGGACCUCAAAAACAAGGCCAAAGCCAAGAAGAAGAGAGAAACAGCAACCCCACCUGAGGCAGAUUCAGUCUAUUCUCAAGUAAAGCCACGCACAGCCCCCGCAGCAGCUGGACUUGUUGAUGUGACCUAUGCUGAGGUUGACCUCCAAAAGAGGGUCAAACUCAAGAAGAAGAGAGAAACACCAACCCCGCCAGAGACAGAUUCAGUCUAUUCUCUAGUGAAUCCAUACACUGACCACGCAGCAGCUGGACCUGUUGAUGUGACCUAUGCUGAGGUUGACCUCCAAAAGAAGAACAAAGCCAAGAAGAAGAGAGAAACAGCAACCCCACCAGAGGCAGAUUCAGUCUAUUCUCGAUUGAAGCCACGGUCAUGCCCCGGUCCUUGAGGGAGAUGGAGGGACACACCAUCAGAGGAGGAGCAGGAGAAACCUGGGAAUAUAGAUUCUUCACACAUGCGCGCACACACAGACAUGCAAGCACACCCACAGAUACACACACAUAAAGGAUUUAUAUAUAUAUUUCAACAAAUAUAUUUGAUUUAAUAUUGGUUUAACUGCAACAGGUUUUUAAACAAUGAUAUGGUGUUAUGAUUAUUAUCUGCAGCUACAGCAAGUGUAUUGUGUAUUGAAUUGUUGUGUUGUAAAUCUAUUGACAUGUAUUGUCUUUGGUUUGAUACUUCUGUCACUCAGAUGACAGAAUACUACACUACACAGCCAAAAGUAUGUGGACACACCUUAAAAUAAGUGGAUUCUGCUAUUAUAGCCACACCCCUUGCUGACGGGUAUAUAAAUUCGAGCACAGUCAUGCAAUCUCCAAAGACAGACAUUGGCAGUAGAAUGGCCGGUACUGAUGAACUCAGUCACUUUCACCGUAGAACCGUUAUAGGAUGCCACCUUUCCAACAAGUCAGUUCUUUAAAAUUUCUGCCCUGGUCAACUGUAAGUGCUGUUAUUGUGAAGUGGAAACGUCUAGGAGCAACAACUGCUCGGCCGUGAAGUGGUAGGCCACACAAGCUCACAAAAGCAAAGUCAGCACAAGAACUGCUAGUCGGGAACUUCAUGAAAUGGGUUUCUACGGAUGAGCAGUCGUACACAAGCCUAAGAUCACCAUGCGCAAUGCCAAGCAUCAGCUGCAGUGGUGUAAAGCUCACCACCAUUGGACUCUGGAACAUUGGAAACGUGUUCUCUGGAGUGAUGAAUCACGCUUCACCAUCUGGCAGUCAGACGUACGAAUCUGGGUUUUGCGGAUGCAUUGUAACACUCCCUGCCCCUAUGCAUAGUGCCAACUGUAAAGUUAGGUAGAGAAGGAAUAAUGGUGUUGGGAUGUUUUCAUGGUUCAGGCUAGGCCCCUCAGUUCCUGUGAAAGAAAAUCUUAACGCUACAGGCUACAAUGACAAUCUAGACGAAUAUGUGCUUCAACUUUGUGGCAAUAGUUUGGGGAAGGCCCUUUCCUGUUUCAGCAUGACAAUGCGCCCGUGCACAAAGCGAGGUCCGUACCGAAGUGGUUUGUCGAGAUUGGUGUGGAGGAACUUAACUGGCCUGCACAGAGCCCUGACCUCAACCUCAUUGAACACCUUUGGAAUGAAUUGGAACGCCGACUGCGAGCCAGGCCUAAUCGCCCAACAUCAUUGUCCUACCUCACUAAUGUUCUUGUGGCUGAAUGGAAGCAAUUCCCCACAGCAAUUUUCAUACAUCUAGUGGAAAGAUAUCCCAUUAAAGUGGAGGCUAUUAUAGUAGCAAAAGGGGGACCAACUCCAUAUUAAUGCCCUUGAUUUUGGAAUUAGAUGGUUGAUGAGCAAGUGUUCUCAUACUUUUGGCCAUAUAGUGUAUAUACUGAACAAGUGUCACGCCCUGACCAUAGAUUGCUUUGUAUCUUUCUAUGUUUUGUUUGGUCAGGGUGUGAUGUGGGUGGGCAUUCUAUGUUGUGUGUCUAGGUUGUCUGUUUCUAUGUGUUUGGCCUAGUAUGGUUCUCAAUCAGAGGCAGUUGUCAGUCGUUGUCUCUGAUUGGAAGCCAUAUUUAGGUAUCCUGUUUUCCUUUGUGUUUUGUGGGUGGUUGUAUCCUGUGUUAGUGUUUUCACCAUACGGGACUGUUUCGGGUUAUUUGUUUGUACUUUUGUUAUUUUCGUUCAGUGGUCUGUUUGAUUUAUUAAAUUAUCAUAAUGGAAACUUACCACGCUGCAUAUUGGUCCGAUCCUUGCUACUCCUCCUCAGACGAAGAGGACGAAACCCGUUACAACAACAACAUAAAACACAACAUGUAAAGUGUUGGUCCCACGUUUCAUGAGCUGAAAUGUUUCAUACACACAAAAAGCUUAUUUCUCAAAAAUGUUUUGGUAAAAUGUGUUUACAUCCCUGUUAGUGAACAUUUCUCCUUUGCCAAAAUAAUCCGUACACGUGACAGGUGUUAAACAGCAGGAUCAUUCCACAGGUGGUGCUUGUGCUGGGGACAGCAAAAUACCACUCUAAACUGUGCUGUUUUGUCACACAACACAAUGCCAUAGAUGUCUCAAGUUUUGAGGGAGUGUGUAAUUGGCAUGCUGACUGCAGGAAUGUCCACCUGAGCUGUUGCUAGAGAAUUUUAUGUUUAUUUUUCCACCAUAAGCCGCCUCCAACGUUGAUUCAGAGAACUGUCCUCACAACUACGUGUAACCACGUCAGCCCAGGACUUCCACAUCCGGCUUCAUCACCUGUGGGAUGUUCUGAGACAAGCCACACGGACACCUGAUGAAACUCUGGGUUUGCACCAAAAAAUUGUCAGAAGCUGUCUCAGGGAAACUUAUCUGCUUGCUCGUCGUCCUCACCAGGGUCUUGAACUGACUGCAAUUUGGUGUGGUAACCGACUUCGGAGGGCAAUGCUCACCUUCGAUGGCCACUGGCACGCUGGAGAAGUUUGCUCUUCACAGAUUAAUAACAGUUAAAACUGUACUGGGUAUGGCAUCCUGUUUGUGAGCGGUUUGCUUUUGUCAACGUUGUGAACAGAGUACCCCAUGGUGGCUGUGUUUUUUAUUUUAUGUUCAUUAUUGUUUUUUACAUACAUUUAUUUAACUAGGCAAGUCAGUUAAGAACAAAUUCUAAUUUACAAUGAAAGCCUAGUAACAGUGAGUUAACUGCCUUGUUUUGGGGCGUAAUGACAGAUUUUCACCUUGUCAGCACGGGGAUUUAAUCCAGCAACCUUUCGGUUACUGGCCCAACACUUUAACCACUACGCUACCUGUCACCCCGUUAUGGUAUAGGCAGGCACAAGCUAUGGACAACUAACACAAUUGCAUUUUUUUUACUGGCAUUUGAGAUCCUGAGACCCAUUGUAAUGCCAUUAAUCCGCCCCCUUCACCUCAUGUUUCAGCAUGAUAAUGCAUGGCACCAUGUCUCAAGGAUCUGUACACAUUUCCUGGAAGCUGAAAAUGUUCCAGUUCUUCCAUGGCCUGCAUACAUUACAUUUUUUCUUUUUUGGGGGGUGGGGGACAAUGCAAAUAGUCCGUGUAGCCAUUAGCUGUUCAGCAGUCGUAUGGAUUGAGGGUCGAAGCUGUUAAAGAAGCCAUACUCACCAGACAUGUCAGCCAUUGAGCUUUCUUUGGGAUGAUCUGGAACGACGUCUACAACAGUGUGUUCCAGUUCCCAGCAAAAUCCAGAAACUUGGCACAGCCAUUGAAGAGGAGUGGGACAACAUUCCACAGGCCACAAUCAACAGCCUGAUCAACUCAGCCGCGCUGCAUGAGGCAAAUUGUGGUCCCACCCGAUACGGACUGCUUUUCUGAUCCAUGCCCCUACAUUUUUAAAAAGUAUCUGUGACCAACAGAUGCAUAUCUGCAUUCCCAGUCAUAGGAAAUCCAUAGAUUAGGGCCUAAUGAAUUUAUUUAAAUUGACUAAUAUCCUUAUAUGAACUGUAACUCAGUAAAAUCUUUGAAAUUGUUGCAUGUUGAGUUUAAAUUUUAAUUCAGUGUAUUUGUGUAUACAUUUCACAGAAUAUUAUAAUUUGUUUUUAAAGAAUACUUUUACAAUAUAUUUGCUUUUGUAAUUCACUUUUUUUUAUCAUCCCCAAGAGGGCAUAAAUGCACAAGUAAACGGUUAUAGUCAACCCAUCCAUACCAUCUUCUAUCAGCCUUCCUUUCAGCCUAAAAUAGUUUUUGUGUGAGUUCAAUGUGUGAGUUCAAUGUGUGAGUUCAAGAGACAAUCUGUGAUUGGUACAUCCAUUUGGGAAUCUUAAAGAAUAUAACUUGUAAAUGCCUCAUGAGCUUAGUUGCCAAUUGAGAUUUUCAUAAUUCAUUUUUAAAUAAAGGUGUUUAAAUGGA